This is a messenger RNA of Daldinia childiae, 1653 nucleotides long. RefSeq names its product Succinyl-CoA-L-malate CoA-transferase beta subunit. Bases 1 to 1653 code for a protein of 550 amino acids. The transcript is spliced from 2 exons. Gene Ontology annotation, molecular function: catalytic activity. Lineage: Eukaryota; Fungi; Ascomycota; Sordariomycetes; Xylariales; Hypoxylaceae. The record is from RefSeq and is a predicted model, not a curated record.
AUGGCGGACGGAGACUACACUAUUCAAAAGGAAGCAUCGCGCAUCCUACACUCGGUGCUUCUUACGGAUCCACGUCUACAGAUCCCGCAGUCUGUCCAAGAUGCAGUGCAGCGCACUUCGUUUGAUUCUUCGGCGCUAAAAGUACCCUUCUUACCCGCCCCCAUAAAGUGCACCGAGUCAAGUGCGGCGCUAUGGGCUUUACUCGCGACUUUUGGGAAUGCUGUGGCUACUGAGCGGUAUGGUCUCACCGACCAGCGCGUUGUCGUGAACAGUGACGUCGCCUCCGCAUUUCUCUUCUCGUUCUGGCUUCUGCGGGUCGGCGGGAAACCGGUUUCCGACCCAGAGCUAGUUAAGCGGUACUCAAUCUAUGAUACUACGCAGCAGUUCACAUUCUGGAGGCGGCUUGUCACUAAUGUUUACCCGACGCGGGAUGGCCGCUGGUUCCACUUACAUGGCGGCUUGGAUUCCGACCGGAGCCUCCGGAUGCUCGGGUUGCCGGCGCACAAGGAUGUUGCAGACGAAAUGGAGGCGAUUAAGGGGCUCUCGGAGAGAGUGCAAAAAUUUGACGCAGAUUGGUUGGAUAUCGAAGCUAACGAGUACUGGAGGCAGGCGGGCGGAAUCUGUUUUACUCCCGAAGAGUACCGCGAGACUGAGCAAGCAAAAGCUAUAGCUAACGACGGGUUGUAUAUACUAGAAGAGUUUCUUAACGAAAAUUUACCGCCGGUGCCGUGGCCGAAGGUCGAUACCAAGACAUAUAGGCCCUUAGAGGGUAUCAAGAUCGUUGAUCUCACACGGGCGAUUGCAGGCCCAACGAUGGCGAAGCUGGCGGCGUUGUUUGGGGCUACUGUAGUUAGGGUAUCGAAUACGAAACUGCCUGAUCUAGGGAUUGUAUUAUUCGAGAGUAACCUCGGCAAGCGGGACGCUCACCUCGAUUUGAAGAGCGAAGAAGGACGGGAAGCACUCCGGCAUCUAAUAGAAGACGCGGACGUCGUGCUCGAUGGCUACCGGCCAGGCGCUCUAGAGAAGCUCGGAUUCGGACCAAAGUAUGUACAUGAGAUAGCUAGGAGACGGGGUAAGGGCAUCGUAUACGCGCGCGAGAACUGCUACGGUUGGAAGGGCCCAUGGAAGCAUCGCAGCGGAUGGCAGCAGAUCAGCGACGCCGUGACGGGAGUUGCAUGGUUAUUUGCUCGGAUGUGGAAUGUCGAUGAGCCGGUGAUGCCAUUUCUGCCCAAUUCCGACUUCCAGACUGGCAUCGUAGGGUGCAUCGGUAUCAUAAAUGCGCUAGACAAGCGAUCGAAGAAAGGGGGCAAUUAUCUUGUGUCCAUGUCACUAAAUCAGCUCAACAGCUUCAUAAUAUCCCUUGGAACCCAGAGCCCGGAAGUACAGCAGUCCUUACGCUAUAUGUGGCCGGACUUAAAAUCGCGGCACUACGAUGAUUUGCACAGACAAGCAAGGGUGUUGGUACGCGGUUUGCCGGAGAAGGUACCGCAAUUAUUAGAUCCAAGAUAUUACUUAACUCUCAAGGCUGACCUUGGAGAGCCUGAUGAGGAUAUGGUAUUUGUUGGGCCCGCAGCUACAUAUGAGACGACUAGGUUAGUAUAUGAUUUAGGGAGCUGUUUAAGAGGGACGCACGAAGCCAAGUGGCCAAGUUAA